GAAAAAAAUGAAGCUUUCCCACCAUGAACAGGCAAAAAAGCUGAGCACCACAGGCAGCCACAGACCUGGCAGGGUCUCUGGGUGGGGGGAACAGAGGGUGGCACCUCUGGCUGCUCCUCUGCCCCCUGCCACUGCAUGGAGCAGCAGCGGGAUGAGGGCUGAUCAUGCUGCUCCCCUCUGCUUUGUCGGAGUGUGGCUGUGUUUUUUGGCGUGGCUUUGCCACCAGAGUUAUAAAUAAAAAUGUCUCUCCAAGAGUGCGUGACUCACGGUCCUCACCACAAGGAGAACCUCUCUGCUGGGAAACCUGAUCUGAGGAUGGAACUGCAGCAUGCAGGAAUCAAAGACAUCGCCUAAUUAAUGCACUUAAUCCAAAGGGAGAACAGAUGAGCCCCUCACCCCACCUGGGUUGGGGGUGGGCUGCUGGAGAAUGUGUCUGAGCCCCUCUGGACGCCUGUCCUGUGUCAUCCCCAGGCUCCAGCUGCUGACAAGCCAGCCCUCAACCUGCUCCAGGGCCUGGUGGUUUCCCUCGGGCAGCAGCAGGGAGUUGUGGCAGUCGCUGACGUGGCCUCAAGCAAGCUCAGCAAUUUCUUUGCCACCCUGCUUGUGGGUGCUGGUGUUGCCUCAGCGUGAGGUAUCCCAGCGUGUGAGGCUGUGCCAGCCCUGUGCCUGGCACGGCAUCCCCCAGGCUGGGACCCCUGCCCCACGGGGACAGGGACGUGCUGUGCCCCAGUGCCCCAGCCCGGGGGGACCUGGUUUAUCCCGGGGGUAGGCGACGGCGGGGCGACAGCUGGCUGGAGGAUUUGCCGAGGGCAUUAUUUAACGCUGUGGGUAAAUGGAGGAACAGCAGCUAAUUCCGGAGUCCGUAAUCCUCUUCCUCCCCCGGGGACGGGGAGCGUGCCAGUCACGAACCCACCGGCGGGCCCCGGGACGAGCCCCCGCAGCUCCCCAGGCGGUGCCGCGGGCCGGAGCCACUCCCGGACCAUGGGUGAUGUGCAGAAGGGGCUGCUCUCUGUCAUCCAGAAGCUGAAGGGAUCCCCGGAGCAGGAGCUCCGCAUCGUCCUGCUGGGGCUGGACAACGCGGGCAAGACGACGCUGCUGAAGCGCCUGGCGUCCGAGGAGGUCAGCACCAUCACCCCCACACAGGGAUUCAACAUCAAGAGCGUCCAGUCCCACGGUUUGAAGCUGAAUGUUUGGGACAUCGGCGGGCAGCGCUCCAUCCGCCCCUACUGGAAGAAGUACCUGGGCAGCACAGACCUGCUGAUUUACGUCAUUGACAGUGCUGACCAGAAGCGUUUCGAGGAGACAGGGCAGGAGCUGGCAGAGCUCACGGAGGACGAGUCCCUCACGGGGGUCCCGCUGCUGGUGUUUGCCAACAAGCAGGACCUGGUGACUGCAGCGCCCGCGGCCGAAAUCGCAGAAGGGCUGAGCCUGCACACCUACCGGGACCGGGAGUGGCAGAUCCAGGCCUGCUCGGCCCUGUCUGGGGAAGGGGUGCAGGAUGGGAUGAACUGGAUUUCCAGCCAGAUCAUGAACAGGAAGAAGUGAGAGCUGCAAAGUGCCAGACGGGACUGAGCUGCAGAGCCUGCUGUGACCCACACACCGCCAGGCUGUGUGCCCCUGUGCUCCCGCAGGAUGCGGCUGCUGCUGCCCCAGCCGCGGCAGCUGCUCGGCAAAGCCUCCGUCCAGCCGGGCACAGGAGUCCCCGCGUGCGCACAGGACUCGGGACAGGCACGAGGACAGGAGCAGUCACCACUGGAGGGAUCUGCUCUGUGCCGCCGAGGGGUCCCUGUACCCCUGGGCUGGUACCACUCGCACUGUGUCCCAGGCAGGGCUGCUGUUGCCUGGCUCAGGUGUCCAUCUGGAGGGCCGCGAGAUUCCGCUCCCGGGCCAGCACGGCUGCCGUGGCGGAGGGACGGGGCAGACCUGCGGGAGCGGGGCGGGGGCUGCCCGGCCACCCUCAAUAAAGCGGCUGUCACCUCCGCGCUGCCUCGGCCUGUCCUUCCUGCUGCGCGGGCGGC
Molecule: messenger RNA, 2018 nt
Organism: Passer montanus (Eurasian tree sparrow)
Lineage: Eukaryota; Metazoa; Chordata; Aves; Passeriformes; Passeridae
Product: ADP-ribosylation factor-like protein 3
Exons: 7
Coding region: 982-1545 (187 amino acids)
Biological process (GO): cilium assembly
Cellular component (GO): microtubule cytoskeleton; cytoplasm
Molecular function (GO): GTPase activity; GTP binding
Source: RefSeq, a predicted model, not a curated record